GAAACCUUCAUGUGCAUACGGAGAUGAGGCUCAUCGGGCUCUUCCUUCACGACAUUUUGGCGUAAGUAAGCAAUGGUGUGGUUCUUCGACGCAGCAUCCGUGUCCAAUUGCACCACAUACAUCUUGGUCUCUGGUCGGAAUGAUACCACAACGCCUCGUCCAAACGGAGUCACAAUGCGCGUCUUGUCCGCAAGAGGCGCUACACUUACGGCACCCGGGUGAUGUGCAUCGAUAAGGAACUUGUUGCCAGGCAGGUAAAGCGCAGAUCGUGCCGUCUCCUUGCCGAACGCAGCAGGGUGUCGUACUGGCGCAUUCACAAGACGCGAUGUGGACUUGUAUCGUUCGAUAUCAUCAUCGUUCUCACGCUUCUUCUCUCGGAGUAGAGCCACCUGACGUUCAUGACGUUCCCGCACAGAGUACUCGAACCUGAUGCGCAGAAGUAGCUUUCCAGUAAUGCCACUGCUUGCUACAGUGGUCGGUGCCUUCAAAUCGAACCAAUUUUCGUGCGGCAUCUGGUCUUGGUAGUCAGUGCUGCGCAACUCCAGCUCUCCGAGAACGACAUCCGCAAUGACCUCAGCAUUGCAGCUAAGCGAGACCUUCACGCUGAACUUCUUGGUCUUAGCACCUUCAUACACCAGCGUCUCCUUCCAGCCUGCAGUUGCAUUGUCCACAGCUUGCACGCCGGCAGUACGCAAGUGCUUCUUCGUGGUCUUCUCGAACGCUGAGAGCGGAGUCACCUGCGUAGACACGUACAAUUCUGGCUGCGUAUUGGUACUGACCGCCUGCACUGCCGCGUUCUUGUCAAGUGCCAGACCCUUGGCUGCCAAAACUUCGAUGGUCACUCGUCCUGCCGCUUUACCAGUGCUGGUGUCCACAUCCACACCGUUUUUGUUCUGUUUGCCUGCAGCGGAUGCUGCUGCCACCUCUUCGGCGUGCUGUAACUCGUGCUCCAGCUGCACUGAAAGAAGCUCUAGCGGCGACAGCGCUACUUUCUCCCACAUGAGCGAAUUGCCAAGCCCCACAGACGACGCUGGCGAAUCACUGAGCGAUUGCACGUCGCUCAUGCUUUCUUCGUAAUCGACUGGUGAUGUGUGAUGGAGAUCAACCUGUCACUAAAGCGCGGUUUCGGCCCGGUCAGCACUGAUUCUAACCGGUCCAUCUGAUUCUAGCAACAUUCAGAUGACAUACACCUGAUAACAGCCUGAUCCAAAAUUAGACUUGACCGUAAUCGUGACAUCACAUACCGGUACGCAGUUUUUCGCACAGAGCAAUUCUACUCCCAAUAUGCGGAUCCAGGCCGAGGCUGUGGCGGAGCCUCGCGCCGACGCAGAGGAUUCAGACCAGCGUUUGCGCGUCAUUCGCAUAGACCGCAAGACGCUCUUGGCGCGUGCGAACGCGGCGCAGCGUCGACGUCGACGAGAGGAGCGCGAGGCGCGUAGACUUGGUAAUCGCCGACGGUCUUCGUGGCUGUUUGGCGGCGCCAAGAGGCCGCGCGAGGAUGCAGUGGGGCCACCGUCACCCUUCACCGGCAAUGUGGUGGUGAGUGCCAAGUACAGCGCUUGGAACUUCGCUCCGCGCGUGCUGCUGGCGCAACUUAAGCGACCAUCGAACGUCUAUUUCCUGUUCAUUGCUGUGCUCCAGACUAUCCGAGAAGUGAGCAACACAAGCGGUAUCCCGACUAUUUUGCUGCCGUUGGCGGUGGUGUUUAUAUGUAGCGCAAUCAAAGAGGCACUGGAGGACCGGGAGCGACAUCGAGCUGAUCGUGUGACUAAUAGUCGACCGGUGUUGACGCUGACUCCCUUGGGCAGUUGGGAGCAGCGACAAUGGGGAGACUUACGUGUGGGGGACAUUGUCAAGGUGAUGAAUGAUCAAACCGUCCCAGCGGACCUGUUCCUGUUGUCGGCGGAAGCAGUGGAACAUGAUGAUGAUGGUCCAAGACCACAACAACUGCAAGUUACAAACUCGCAAGGCUCUACUGACUUGGAAAAAGGGAAAGACUCUGCAAUAGACAGAUCAGAGCUUCUUCUAGACAUUCAAGGCGAUCAAGGACCAGUAUCACCGAAGCAACAAUCAGCAGAGUCCAACCUGGCAUACAUCGAAACGAAGUCUCUGGAUGGCGAAACCAAUCUCAAGAUCCGCACGGCCAUUCCGUUGGUGGCUUCGCUCUGUCGCGGCUCGAGCACCAAAAGCCGCACGAUUGAAGGUGGCGGGUACAACGAACUGCGCGGUAUGAUGGUGUGCGAGCAGCCCAACAAUCGUAUUACCAGUUUCGAUGGAACCUUUUCGGCGAUUCUAAGCCCAGCUCAAGCGGAAAUGCUGGGCGUCGCUGCAAAUGACCCGAACAGUGCGCAAUUGGCGGCCCCGGUGCAAACUGCCAGUCUUUUGCAGACCGAAAUGACUGGCGAUGGCCUCGUGCGUGUGCGUGUACCAGUUACAGCAAAGCAGAUGAUGUUACGGAGCUGUGUACUCCGCAAUACUCGCUCCGUCACAGGUAUGGUGGUUUUUACGGGUCACGAGACCAAGGUAUUUUGCAGUAACACAGAGCCAGUUGUGAAGACCUCGUCCGUGGAGCGGCGACUCAAUCGACUCAUUAUCGGGAUCGUAUUUAUCCAGCAGCUCGUCUGCUUUCUCGGCGCGCUGCUUGGUGCCCACUGGAUGCACACGGAGGGCGAUUCGUUCUGGUAUCUUCUCAGUGCUAGCGAACGACGACAUCACAAUCUGACUGGCGCUUCUACUUCUCAUCCACUGGCAGAGCUCGCCAAGUUGCAUCUGCGCUACUUCAUUAUCAUGCAAAACUUUGUUCCUAUUUCGCUGAAUGUGUCACUGGAGUUCGUCAAGUAUUGGCAAGCCUAUUUUAUCGAGCAAGACCUGGAAAUGUACGACAAACCGUCCGAUACGCCGGCCAUGGUGCGAUCAUCAGCUCUGAAUGAAGAUCUCGGUCGCGUACAUCAUAUCUUCACUGAUAAGACGGGUACUCUGACGAUGAACCUUAUGCUUUUCCGUUACUGCAUGGUGGGGGGUAAGCACUACGGCGGUCUCAUGCAGGAUAAAGAUAUGGAGGCUGAGAUGUCAAACGAAACGUUGUCUACAGCUGGUGAUUCACAGGAUGGCCCAAGAUUUGUUGACUUCGACCCGACAGAGCUCUUCGCCGACAUUCACGCUGGUGGAGAGCAAGCGGAAACUCUUCGUCGAUUCUUACGACACUUGGCAUUAUGUCAUACGCUGAUCCCCACUAAAUCCCUCACUGAGAUGUGCAGUACGUCGUUCCCGGAGUAUUCUGCGUCAUCACCCGACGAGCAGGCCUUGGUGUCUGCGGCGGCGUUUUGCAACGUCCGCUUUGUACACCGGACGCCCACUGCCGUGAUGCUCUUGGAGCCAGGAUGGACGUCACCUAGCUCGUACAAAUUACUGAAUGUGCUGGAAUUUGACAGCGACCGAAAACGCAUGACAGUGAUCGUAGAGACUCCAGAUGGGGCGAUCGAACUCCUUUGCAAAGGCGCUGACAAUGUUAUUUUUGAGCGACUUGGUGCAGAUCAAGCAGCAAUGCCAGGUCGGAUGUCGUCCGAACAAGCUUCGGAGCAGCUUACGCUUUAUGCAAAAGCUGGUAUGCGUACGCUUUGCCUCGCAUACAAAACGAUCAGCCGGCAGGAGUAUGAAAAUUGGAACGCCCGCUAUACACAGGCACAUGCUUCGAUGGAGGAAUUAGUUAAGCGACGUCAAGGUCGUGCGAAUGCGAUCGACCCGUUGAUGAACGAAAUCGAGCGCGACUUGGUUCUUCUUGGAGUCACAGCAGUUCAGGACAAACUGCAGGCUGGUGUGCCGGCGACACUACGCCUACUGCAAGAGACGAACAUUAAGGUGUGGACCCUCACAGGCGAUAAAAUGGAGACGGCAGUGAAUAUUGGAUACGCUAGCGCGCUGCUUUCUCACGACAUGGAUGUGCAGCAAAUUGGUGGCGAUGGCUACACCUCGACUGCUGCAGCACUGAAGGAAUUAUCUCAGCGCGGUGAUCAAGAAGCCACUUCUUACCAUCCAUCGCCAUUUCUGGCCUCACUGUCUUCUAGAACCAACGGAGGUAGAGGGAUGCGGCGUUCGAGACGUCGAGCCUCAAUCCAAACCGACAAUUUCUUGGGAAGUGCGAAGGCUGCAAUCAGUGAGUUUCUCUUUGGGCCACCAACAAAGCAAAAGCGAAAGCAGAAGCGACGACGUCCCCGAAAUCGCCGGACGUCAAGGACUUCAUCAGCGUUUAGCCAAACGCCAAUGUAUUCUUCAGUAGCGACGGAUGCAGAAUACGUCGACAGGUUCACGUCGGACGAAGAAUCGCUGUACGACGUCGGAAUCGAGGCUGAUGAUGAAGCUGUUCACACGCCUGAAUAUGGUUCUCUCGCUGGAAACUUAGACAGCCGCGAAGGCCGACAGAGUGGUUCAAAUUCGCAGAAACUAGCGCUCGUGAUUGACGGACAGGCUCUCGAGUACGCUCUUCGCCCUCAACUGCGUAGCUUGUUCUACCAAGUCACUCAGCAGUGCGCGUCAGCAGUCAUUUGCUGUCGCGUGUCUCCCAAACAGAAAGCAGAUAUUGUUGAAUUUGUUCGCGAAUUUGAGCCCGACAGUGUUACACUUGCAAUCGGCGAUGGAGCGAAUGAUGUUGCGAUGAUCCAGUCAGCUCAUAUUGGUGUGGGUAUAUCCGGUCAGGAAGGAGCGCAGGCUGUGAAUGCCUCGGACUAUGCAUUGGCUCAAUUCCGCUUCCUUCAACGAUUGCUGUUUGUUCAUGGUCAUUGGGCUUACCGUCGCGUGGCUAAACUCAUGAGCUACAUGCUCUACAAGAACGUGACAUAUGUGCUUACAACAUUCUGGUUCGGAUGCUUCUGUGGGUUUUCGGGUCAACCGCUUAUCUUGGACGUAGCUGCUCAAAGUUUCAAUGUGUUGUACACAAGUGUACCGCUGGUACUCUUUGCCGUGUUCGAUCAGGAUGUAUCAUCAACUAGUGCCGCCAAGUUCCCGUAUCUGUACGCACUUGGGCAGAAGAAUAUCCUGCUCGCACGUCGCGUGUUUUGGCCGUGGAUUUUUAACGGCGUGUGGCAUUCGAUCGUCAUCUUCUUCGUUUCAGCCUGGGCAUUUGAAGGCUUCGGUCUUAGUAUCCGUGAUUUCCCAGUUAUCGCCACCGAGACUGGAAAAAGUGGCGGACUGGUGACGCUGGGGUUCGUGGUAUUCACGAAUCUUGUGAUCGUGGUGAACCUGAAGUUGUGUCUCGAGACGUUCAUGCUUACGUGGCAGUUCCUGCUCACGGUGACUGUAUCUAUACUGUUGUGGUUCGCUGCAGGAUCCCUCAUCUCGUUGCCUAACACGGGAUUCCCGCAAGCCACUGGUGAGAUGGAGUAUCUUCAAGAGCUGCCGACUUUCUGGCUGGUCUGCCUCCUUGUGCUGUCGUUGAGUCUGUUGCGUGACGGCCUGUGGAAAAUCGUACGACGGUUCUCGCUACCUUCGAUGUAUCACAUUCUCCAGGAACGGGAGGUUAUGGGCUUGCCGAACUCGCCUCGAGGUAUGCUACGUGAACAUCGGCGAUCCGUGUCAAACACAGCGUGGUCCGAUGAACCCGCUACAGUCGUUGACUACGCGAAGCUUUUCACCAGACUGGAAAGUCCGGAAGAAACUCUGAUGCGUUCUUCUCCGCUUGGCGAGAGAUUGAUCGCGUCCCCGUUCUCCAGUUCAUCCAGUGGCGGAGAUACCAUCGAUCCAGAUCAUAUGGCAGGCUUUCAAGGUCGAGAGAAGAAGCGGAAUAUUCGCAUUCGCGGAUCAUUUCACUCCAUCGACAGCUUCGACAGCUUUGAUGCAGGUGUGGAGCCAUCUUUCCUGGAAGCUCCUGGGUCCGUUGCCGCUACAAGUACGGUAAAUGCAGCCAUUGGAUCGCGCACGUCAUCUUUUGUUGGCUCGUACCAUGGCUACGCGUUUUCAGAAGACGAGAAUGUGGACAGCGACGUGGAAGCAGCGUCAUCCAGAACAAGUCGAGGCGACGUCGACCAAACGAAGAUUGCGUUAAGCCAUGCUUCCAUCAAGAAGGUUCUCAAGUCGGUUCGUGGUAGAAAGAAUGCAUAAAGUGUUUUGAAUGUACACAUCAUGAUGAAGGCAACGUUGUCUGUACAAUGCUGUCAGCCUUGUCGACUUGGAGCGAGGGAGCCGUAUGUCGCGAGUACUCGAGAGAGUUAUGAAUGGCAUGAAGAUACCUUCGUUCACUGUAUGGGCGUGGAAUGAUGACGGACUCGCCGUGUUUCUCAACAAUACAGCAAUAGGGUCGUGCAAUGCGUAUAGGUUGGAAGUGGUCGCUGACAGCUUGCUUGUACGGGCGAGCAUAUAACACUCGCUCAGGCGGAGACGGUGGAGCUGCAUUCUGCACGACCUCAGGAUCAGUAGUUAAAGCUGUUUGUGGUUGCUGUGAUUCCGUUGUUGCACGUAGCAAGAGAAUAGAAUUGAGCAUGUGCUCCUACAAGGACAUGGAGAAUGAGAUCGAAGAAGAGUGCCACAAAAAGCUAAAUUCCCUACCUGCUCCCAGCGGCUCAUAUUCGAUCUUUACUGCUGGGGGAAACCCUUGAGCAGAGCUGACAAUGCCGUUAUACCAUUCUCCUUCAUCAGGCCAGUACACUAUCGCUCUUCUGUCGAUUAUGGCUCGUGCGUCGUGUGCAUUCAGCGGCAGCAAUUGUUGCAUUU
This is a messenger RNA of Phytophthora nicotianae INRA-310, 6702 nucleotides long. RefSeq lists its product as hypothetical. The transcript has a single exon. Gene Ontology annotation, molecular function: magnesium ion binding; ATPase-coupled intramembrane lipid carrier activity; ATP binding. The record is from RefSeq and is a predicted model, not a curated record. Gene Ontology annotation, biological process: phospholipid translocation. NCBI's taxonomy places the organism in Eukaryota, Oomycota, Peronosporomycetes, Peronosporales, Peronosporaceae. Bases 1285 to 6093 code for a protein of 1602 amino acids. Gene Ontology annotation, cellular component: plasma membrane.